Daucus carota subsp. sativus is the source of this 1430-nucleotide messenger RNA. Its product is annotated as RING-H2 finger protein ATL46. Gene Ontology annotation, molecular function: ubiquitin protein ligase binding. Bases 148 to 1227 code for a protein of 359 amino acids. The transcript has a single exon. The record is from RefSeq and is a predicted model, not a curated record. Lineage: Eukaryota; Viridiplantae; Streptophyta; Magnoliopsida; Apiales; Apiaceae.
UCUUGAAUUUUUCGGCACAGUAUAAUCUGUAAAGUAAUAUUUUUUUUCUGGUCCCGAUAAUAUUACUUCAUAGAGGUUUUACUUUUACUGUAGUUGAGGCUAUAUAUGAAUGACAUUGUUUGGUUUUGAUUCAUUCUAGUAGCUAAAAUGUGUUUGAUCCAACAUAGAAUUAAGCAGAGAUAUGUUCUUGUGGGCCAAUCCAUAGUGCAAUCUCCUACUUACCAGAAAGAGCCCAACUCAUCCUCUGGUAGUAAAAUUAGUCCAGCAGUUCUUGUUGUUAUAGUGAUUCUAGCUGUUAUAUUUUUCAUUUGUGGUGUCAUACACUUGUUUGUUAGAUUUAUCAUGAGAAGAAGAUCUCCCUUUCAAGAUUUUCAGUCCAGCAGAUACCCUGAAAUGUCGAAUUCUGAAUCUUUUCGGAGGCAAUUACAGCAGCUCUUUAAUCUGCAUGAUUCAGGCCUGGAUCAGGCUUUCAUUGAUGCUCUUCCUGUGUUUUUUUACAAGGAAAUAAAGGGUUUGAAAGAGCCAUUUGAUUGUGCUGUUUGUCUAUGUGAAUUCUCGGAGCAUGAUAAACUGAGAUUGCUUCCCUUGUGUAGCCAUGCUUUUCAUAUUGAUUGUAUUGAGACUUGGUUACUGUCGAAUUCAACUUGUCCUCUUUGUAGAGGGAGCCUUUUCUCCCCCGGGUUCUCUGUUGAAAACCCUGUUUUUGAUUUUAAUGAUUCGAGGAUAGAUGAAGAUGGGUUUUCAGGCAGUAUCCGCGUUGGUGUUUCUUGUGGUCAAAAGCCAGCUGAUCACGAGAAUGGUACUAAUGAAAAGAGGAUGUUUCCGGUGAGACUAGGCAAAUUCAGAAGCACGAAUGUAGAAGGGAAAAAUCAGCAUACAAAUGAAACGGGAGAACCAAGUAAUAGCAAUUUGGAUGCAAGAAGGUGUUACUCAAUGGGAUCAUUUCAAUAUGUUGUCGGAACCUCAGAGCUGCAAGUGGCUUUUUGCCCGAGUGCCAGUAGCAGAGAUAAGCCUGUCAAAGGGAAGAUUGGGCUGAAUAGGAGUUCUUCUAUUGAUGGGGAAUUUGAAGGUAAGAAAAUUAACAGAAGCAAAGGAGAGAGCUUUUCAGUUUCGAAGAUCUGGCUUUGGCCUAGGAAAGAUAAGUUCUCAUAUUCUGCCGAUGCUCAUAUGGUUAAUUCUUCUAGUAAUGCAAGUCUGCCAUGGAGCAUUAGAUCUCCGGUAACAUGAAGAUAGAUGUGUUGUUUUGUCAUUUUUUUUAACUUUCUUCAUUGAUCUAACCAAAGCUUCUUUGCUAUUCUACUUUUUUCUUGCUCUUUAAAUUCUUUUAAGAUGAAAACCACUGGUGAUUGCUUCUUUUUCACACACUAGAGAAAGAUGGAAACAUGCACUUUACCUUUCAUUCAAAUUAAAGAAUCUUGAUCUCACCAGUA